AUGCUCAAUGUUAAUUAAUUAAUAAUGAAAGAUAGAUUAUUUGUUUUGACGAAAACUUAAAAUAGUUAUGUUUUUAGAUAUUCGAACGGUAAAGCGAAAUAAACUAAAUAAAAUAUAAUGUAGAUAAUAAAACAUUGAUUUGUUUUUAAUUAAUAAUAUUAAUAAUAUCAUUGUUAAAAUAGAUGACUUGAAUAAUGGGACGGUAAAUUAAAUUAAACGGAUAUUUUAAAUACCUAAAACAAAAUGGCGGCUGAGAAAUUGUUGUGGGUCACAACUGUGCUCCUUCGUCUGUGGUUAGGAGCGACAGACCUCUGCUAUGCUCAAUCCACUCUCCUGACCUUCCAAGACCUGUUGCCUGAGGAUCCGAGACUGUACGACAAGAUGAGGCCUCCGAAGAUCAACGACCAGCCCACCAUCGUCAACUUCCACGUCACCGUCAUGGGGCUGGAUUCUAUUGAUGAAACUUCCAUGACAUACGCAGCUGACAUAUUCUUCGCUCAGACGUGGAAAGACCAUCGCUUAAGGUUACCAGAGAAUAUGACUACGGAGUACAGGCUCCUAGAGGUAGACUGGCUGAAGCACAUGUGGAGACCAGACUCCUUCUUCAAGAACGCGAAGUCAGUGACGUUUCAGACGAUGACCAUUCCCAACCACUACGUGUGGCUCUCCAAGGAGAAGACGAUCCUCUACAUGGUGAAACUGACGCUGCGGCUGUCCUGUGCCAUGAACUUCCUGAUAUACCCUCAUGAUACGCAGGAGUGUAAGCUGCAGAUGGAGAGCUUGUCCCACACGACAGACGACCUGAUCUUCCAGUGGGACCCUGACGUUCCCCUGGUGGUGGACGAGAACAUCGAGCUGCCUCAGCUGGAGCUGGUGCAGAACACCACUGCUGACUGCACCCAGGUGUAUUCUACAGGUAACUUCACCUGCCUGGAGGUGAUCUUCAAGCUGAAGCGACGUCUGGGAUACCAUCUCUUCAAUACAUACAUACCAACUUGUUUGAUCGUCAUCAUGUCUUGGGUCUCAUUCUGGAUCAAGCCGGACGCUGCACCAGCGCGAGUCACCCUGGGCGUGACGUCACUCCUCACGCUAUCCACACAGCAUGCCAAGUCGCAGGCACAGCUGCCACCUGUCUCCUAUCUGAAGGCUGUCGAUGCUUUCAUGUCUGUCUGUACUGUAUUUGUGUUCAUGGCUCUAAUGGAGUAUUGCCUGGUGAACAUCGUUUUGGGAGACGGUGCUAAAGUCAAGGAUGCAGCAGAAGCAGCCAAAGCCAAGAUGAGAGCGAUCAGCAUCGACCGGUUCUCCCGCGUCUUCUUCCCUCUCCUCUUCUCAGUGCUCAACGCCAUCUACUGGAUACACUUCGCCCAGUACAUCUGAUCUGGUGGAACUAUCUCUUGUUACUUCUACUUCUACUUCUAUGCUAUUUGCUCACUCUUCAUUUAGUGUCACUCAUGGAUACAUAGACUUAUAUGCUUAAGGGAUAUCAAAGUGCUUAAGGUCAGGCUAAGAAAGUUUUUU
Messenger RNA from Spodoptera frugiperda (fall armyworm), 1518 nucleotides. RefSeq names its product glycine receptor subunit alpha-2. The transcript is spliced from 9 exons. The record is from RefSeq and is a predicted model, not a curated record. The coding region runs from base 244 to 1377 and encodes 377 amino acids. Gene Ontology annotation, biological process: chloride transmembrane transport; signal transduction; nervous system process. Lineage: Eukaryota; Metazoa; Arthropoda; Insecta; Lepidoptera; Noctuidae. Gene Ontology annotation, molecular function: transmembrane signaling receptor activity; neurotransmitter receptor activity; extracellular ligand-gated monoatomic ion channel activity. Gene Ontology annotation, cellular component: neuron projection; membrane; synapse.